AUGAAUUCAUGCUUAACGAAAGAAUUUCGUCAAACAUUUCACCUGAUACGGCACCUUUUUAGAAGAGAAAAGUUGAAUCCAAAAUCUAAAAACUGGUUUAAAAAGCAUUUAAAGGAAAAAUGGAAAGAAUGGGAGGAUAAAGAUAUUUCUGAAAGCUCUUUAUUGUCUCAUACGAUUUAUGAUGAUGCUUAA
Clunio marinus is the source of this 192-nucleotide messenger RNA. The record is from the annotation of a GenBank genome assembly. NCBI's taxonomy places the organism in Eukaryota, Metazoa, Arthropoda, Insecta, Diptera, Chironomidae.